AUGGAAGUUUCUUGUUCAAUUCGUGUUCCUAAGUUCGUUGGAAAAUAUAAAGUAAUAAAAACCCUUGGUAAAGGUGGUUUUGCUGUAGUUGUACUUGCAGAAGACAUUAAAACUCAUGAAUAUGUUGCAAUCAAAAUUGUCGAUCGAGCUGAAAUCGUAAACCAUAAAAUGCUAUUAUUCCUUGAAAACGAGCUUAGAUUAUCAUCUCGUUUCCAUCAUCCUAACAUUGUAGAAGUCUAUGAUAUUAUCUACGAAACAGACAUAAUUAUGAUUAUAAUGGAAUAUUUACCGAACAGAGACCUGCAAACACUUUUAGAGAGAGGAAUGUGCUUUGCACUCGACGAGCAAGUAACAAUUGCUUAUAAGAUUUUAGAUGCAUUGAAUUAUCUUCAUCAAAGAGGUGUCAGUCACAGAGAUAUCAAACCGGAAAACAUUCUAUUUGAUGCACAACUUCAGCCAAAGCUCAUCGAUUUUGGUCUUUCUCGAGAAAAUGCUUCAGCAUUGAGUACAUUCUGCGGAACAGCCUUUUACAUGGCUCCUGAGUUGGUUAAUGAAAAUGUAUAUGAUGGAAGAAAAAGCGAUAUUUGGGCUUUCGGAAUCACCUGCCACGUUUUAGCCGCUCAAAGAUUCCCAUGGCCAAUGAAAUCGGAAGUUCAGAUCAUCAAAGAAAUUCAAGACAACAUAUUAGAAAUAAAUAUUGAACCCGAUGGAAUUAUGGCAGAAAUCAUCAAGAAGGCUCUUGAUUUCAAUCCAAAAGAACGUUCUUCUGCCAUCGAACUCAUGGAUUUCAUAGAGAACCAUUUCAAGAUGCCAAUAUUCAUAAGGAAGAGCGAGACACAGACUGGAAAACUCCACGACAGACAAACAUAUCAAGGUCCGUCCCUUCCAAAGCUCGAUGCUCGAUAUAUUGCCAAGCUAAAACCAAAGGCUCGCGAAGUUCCUGAUAAAUUGGUCACAAGAAGAAAUCGUAGAAUACAGAGUUUAUGA
Molecule: messenger RNA, 987 nt
Organism: Trichomonas vaginalis G3
Lineage: Eukaryota; Parabasalia; Trichomonadida; Trichomonadidae
Product: protein serine/threonine kinase protein
Exons: 1
Coding region: 1-987 (328 amino acids)
Biological process (GO): peptidyl-serine phosphorylation; autophagy
Cellular component (GO): cytoplasm
Molecular function (GO): ATP binding; protein serine/threonine kinase activity
Source: RefSeq, a predicted model, not a curated record